AUUAAAUCGGCUUAUUUAUUACAUUUCUCAGAGGCUUGGAUUAGUACUUUGAUGCAACAAACCAAGUUUUUAUUUACCAUUUCACCAUUUUAGGAUUAUUCAUGAUUUGCUGUCACAUUCACUUUGAUAUCUUAUGAGUAUAUUUUUUGGAGAGAACAUUUUAGGUCAAGACUGUGAAUCAUUUAACUGAGAAACUAAAACUGACCAUACAUUGUUUAAAUCAACAUCCAUACAAAAGCUCCAGCAUGACUAAAGUGUAAAUCAGGUGACAUUCAAGUGAAGCCAUUUAUUCAACCUAAUGGCCAGAAACUUUACAUUUCUUUAGGUUCAGUUUUCAGUUUCUAUGUUGUGACAACUCUGCUUAUAGUCUAGUUAUAAUAUAAUAAUCUGUGGCUUGCAGGAACUUACGGCAACAUUAUGUAACUUUAUCGUUUUUUAAAUUCAACCUUCAAGAAAACAACAUCAGAUUCAUCGCUCAGCAAGCUUUCUCUGGAGUGCUGAACCUGGACACAUUGGACCUGAGCAAAAACAACCUGGAAGAUGAGGCUUUCAGCCAGAACCCGCUGUCUGUGAGUAACUCAGUCAGCAGCCAACGCAGCUGUCGACACUUCUUCACUGUCAGUGUGUCAAUAGUCCAGUUAAAUACUCAUCCGCAAGCACAUCACACCUGGCUGUAUUCUGCAUGUUCACAUCUUGUAAAGUAGUAUAGUACAUCUAGCUUCUACGUUGGAGUUCAGCUGAAGGGCAUCUGUGCUUUCAAACACUGGAGUGUUACAUGAUGUAUGUGCCGUGCGGUACAAGUUCACGAGGACACAUAUCGGUAUCAUGUAUCAUCCAAUCAUAGAACUGCAGCUCCAGACCUGAAGUACCACACCAGCGCUGUUACUGUCGCUUUAAUACUUGCAAGUGUCACGUGAGGUUGAUCAUAUUUGCGAUAAAUAGUGUUUCAUCGUGAGACUUUUCCUCUGCAGAACUGGAGAAAAAGCAGGGGUUUCUAACCAAACUUUAAAAAAAGAAAAAGAAACAACAAAUAGCAGAGGCAGAGCCCAAAGGAAAAGAAACAACAAACAGAAAGUUCUCCCUCAUGGUGCCACAUAUUGGAGCUAUCUUCUUAAGUGUCACUCAGAUUACUUACCAGCUAGGCUCCUCACUCGCCUCAAAAAUCUUUAUGUUCUGCCAAAAUGAGGGAAAACUCUUCCUUAAUCGAGUGGUUAAUAUCCACUUGAGGUUAGAAUAGCAUAAUAAUGAAAACAGAAACCAAAAAACAAAACAAAAACAAAAACAAGAAGCUACAAAAAGUAAAGCUCGCUGCCUGCCGGUGGUACAAAUGUUAUUGAUUGCAGCAGAUGUUGCCUUAUGUCCCUGUCAGAGGCGGCGCUGACAUUUCUUGACCUGUGGGUCCGAACUGCAGCCACUAUUGUUUUCCUGUCCUUGGUCUGAUAUUGACCCGGAAAGCUCCCUCUUGUGGGGGAAUCUGCAGCCUGCUGAAUGUGAACGAGUGUAGCUUGACCUCUCUGAAGAAGCUGAACCUCGAUGACAACCAGCUCACCAGGGUCCCGGCGCUGCCGCCAUCCCUGGAGGAGCUCAAGAUGAACAGCAACAAGCUCAGCGCACUCACCCUUCACUGUUUCACCGGUUUGACAAACCUGUUGAAUCUGGAGCUGGAGGAGAAUCUUCUCCAUGAGGGAAGCGUGUCACCACAAGCCUUCAGACCACUCGAGAAGCUUGUGGAGCUCCAGCUGGACAAGAACCGCUUCCGAUCCCUCCCGCUGGGCCUCCCUCCCUCUCUUCAGGACCUUGAGAUGAAUGAAAAUCUGAUUGAGGAGGCGACAGAGGAGGCACUGAGGGGCUGCGUUCAUCUGAGAGUCCUGGACCUGAGUCACAACCUGCUGCAUGAGCACAGCAUCGGCAGCCAAGCCUGGACCCGUCUCAAGUCCCUGGAGGCCUUGGACCUGUCCUACAACCAGUUCACCUCCGUGCCGCUCUAUCUGCCUCGCAAUCUCCGUAAACUGACCCUCCAACACAACAACAUCAGUCACAUCCCCUCCUUCGUGUUCCGUCACGUGCGGCCCGGCCUGCGGACCCUCCAGCUAUCCCACAAUGCCUUGAGCAAUGAAGGACUAGAGCGGUUCUCUUUCGUCGGAACGUACCGUUCACUACAUGAGCUCCUGCUGGACAACAAUCAUCUGAGGGACGUCCCGCGCUGCGUUCGACAGUUUAAGAACCUGAAGGUGCUGCGACUGGAUAACAACCAGAUCAGGGUAUUGAGGAAGUGGGGAGUGUGCCACCCCCGUAAUUCUGACUCCACCUUGGCUUCGCUCCACUUGGAAAACAAUCUGCUGGAGGUGGAGAGGAUUCCUCCAAACGCCUUCACCUGUCUCGCUGAUGCUCAGGGACUCGUCCUCUAUCCACAGCAGGAACCCAACUCAUACAACCAAUAGACGAACACGAAAAAAAAGACACGUACAGACAAUAUAUGCAUGUGCAUCCUUGCUCAUGUAGUCAUGAGCACUACUCAUGUAGUGAGUCAUCAUCUCACUAUCAUCACAUCAUGUCAUCUCCAAACCCAUCAUUUUCUCUCCCAUCUUGUCUUUGAUGAGGAAAAAUGACUCUAAUGUUUUUAUAUGUAUUAAAUCAAUUUGUAAUUUACACUGUAAUGGAGCUAAUGUUUUGAUCCUGCUGGAUGUGUGAAAGGAUUAGGAUCCAGAUCUGCCUGAAACAUUGGUUCUAAUCCGUCUUUUUCAUUAAAGUAAUUUGUUUGA
Messenger RNA from Acanthopagrus latus (yellowfin seabream), 2762 nucleotides. RefSeq names its product extracellular matrix protein 2. Bases 1590 to 2441 code for a protein of 283 amino acids. Gene Ontology annotation, biological process: extracellular matrix organization; positive regulation of cell-substrate adhesion. The record is from RefSeq and is a predicted model, not a curated record. The transcript is spliced from 6 exons. Gene Ontology annotation, cellular component: extracellular matrix. NCBI's taxonomy places the organism in Eukaryota, Metazoa, Chordata, Actinopteri, Spariformes, Sparidae. Gene Ontology annotation, molecular function: collagen V binding; heparin binding; protein binding.